UAUGCUGAAGAUGAGAUUUUCCUUUUCUACGUGUCGGUAGCCAUCGGUAGCAGUGAAUGAUCAUUGAGUAAACGCCGGUUUGUAUGAAAAGUCGUCGUAAAAUAAACGAAGUAGCAAACACGCGAUGAUUGGCUGGUAAGAGAGCUCAUUGUUUCAACAAAAGGACUUAAAAAUGACCACAAUGUGUCUCGCGAACAUAUCCGGUGUGCCGGAUAAACAUUGGCAGCCACCCUUCGUUAGCUUUGAGACCACGAUGGGCGAAAUAACUCUCGAGCUGUACUGGAAACAUGCCCCUAUCACCUGUAGAAACUUUGCCGAGCUCACGCGACGUGGAUAUUACAAUGGCACCAAGUUUCACAGAGUCAUCCGUGACUUUAUGAUUCAAGGUGGCGAUCCCACUGGGACAGGCAAAGGUGGGAUGUCCAUAUAUGGCGAGUGUUUUGACGACGAGAUACAUGACGAUUUAAAACAUACAGGAGCUGGAAUAUUAUCAAUGGCAAAUUCUGGACCGGAUACAAAUGGAUCACAGUUUUUCAUAACGCUUGCACCUACUCAAUGGCUUGAUGGAAAACAUAGUAUAUUCGGUAGAGUUCAUUCUGGCAUGGCAAUAGUGAAGAGGAUUGGAUUAGUCGAGACAGACAAGAAUGAUCGCCCAGUGGACGAUGUUAAAAUCGUAAAAGGUUCUGUGAAGAAUUCAUAAUUUAUUAAAGUAAAUUUUUAUAAUUUUUAGAAUAAGUAUAUUUUAAAA
Molecule: messenger RNA, 748 nt
Organism: Monomorium pharaonis (pharaoh ant)
Lineage: Eukaryota; Metazoa; Arthropoda; Insecta; Hymenoptera; Formicidae
Gene: Cypl
Product: peptidyl-prolyl cis-trans isomerase-like 1
Exons: 5
Coding region: 173-700 (175 amino acids)
Biological process (GO): protein folding; protein peptidyl-prolyl isomerization
Cellular component (GO): catalytic step 2 spliceosome
Molecular function (GO): peptidyl-prolyl cis-trans isomerase activity
Source: RefSeq, a predicted model, not a curated record